AUGUCUGGAUUAACACCUAUUGCCACAUACAAUUUGGCUUUAAAACCAUUUCAACCUCUUCCUGCUGUAGAAGAUGACUUCCCUGUGACUAUCCGGAUUAGUUUGGCUGCAUUGGACCCAGAAGCUGUUGAUGAUAAAGAGGAGCCAUCGACUUUAAGAAUUUUAAAGAAAAGCCCAUUCAUCGAUGAUGAUGAUGAGGACGAUGACGAGGACGAUGAUGAGGACGAUGAUGAGGACGACGAAUUAGAUAACUUGGAGAACGACGAGGAAGAAAAAGAAGACGAUGACGAUGAUGUUGAUGAGAAGAAGAAGAAGAAAAGUAAAGGUAAGGAGGACAAUGAAGAAGAAGGUGAUAAAGACGAUGAUGAAGAAGAAGACGAAGACGAAGAAGACGAAGACGACGAAGAUGACGACUUAGAUGACGAAGACUUAGAUGAAGGUAUAUCCGAGUUUGUUGUUUGUACGUUAUCUCCAAAACACCAAUACCAACAAACACUUGACCUCACAAUUACUCCUGACGAAGAAGUAUACUUUGUUGUUACUGGUUCGUAUCCAAUCCAUUUGACUGGUAACUACAUUGAACAUCCUGCUGACGAGAGUGAAGAAGACGAGGAUGACUUUGAUGAGUAUGAUGAUGAGUAUGACUUGACUCCAGAUGAAGAUGAGAUCAUUCCCGAGCUUGAAUACGAUGCUACAAGCGAAGAUUCUGCUGAAUCUGGUAAGAUUGAAGAAAUUGUAGAGGAGAAUGAAAAGAAGAGAGCAGCUGAAGAAGAGCCCAAAAAGUCGAAAAAGGCUAAAAAGGCUAAAAAGGCUGAAAAGGCAGACGCGGCUAAGGAAGAGAAAAAAUCUGUCCAGUUUCAUAAAGAUUUGGAACAAGGCCCAACAGGCUCAACAUUAGCCACGGAUGAGAAAAAGGCAGAAAAGAAAUUUCCUACAAAGACUUUGUUAGGUGGAGUUGUUACUGAGGACAGAAAGAAAGGAUCUGGUCCAGAAGCCAAAUCUGGUAACAAAGUUGGUAUUAGAUACAUUGGAAAAUUGAAAAACGGUAAAGUAUUUGAUAAAAACACUACUGGGAAACCAUUUAGCUUCAAAUUGGGUAAAGGUGAAUGUAUCAAGGGUUUCGACUUGGGUGUCACUGGAAUGAGCAUUGGCGGCGAAAGAAGAGUUAUUAUUCCAGCAAAAAUGGGUUACGGAUCUCAAUCCCUUCCUGGAAUUCCAGCAAACUCUGAGUUAACCUUUGACAUCAAGUUGGUUUCUUUAAAGUAA
Lodderomyces oxycetoniae is the source of this 1266-nucleotide messenger RNA. RefSeq names its product peptidylprolyl isomerase. The coding region runs from base 1 to 1266 and encodes 421 amino acids. NCBI's taxonomy places the organism in Eukaryota, Fungi, Ascomycota, Pichiomycetes, Serinales, Debaryomycetaceae. The record is from RefSeq and is a predicted model, not a curated record. Gene Ontology annotation, cellular component: chromatin; nucleolus. The transcript has a single exon. Gene Ontology annotation, molecular function: peptidyl-prolyl cis-trans isomerase activity.